Lucilia sericata (common green bottle fly) is the source of this 1087-nucleotide messenger RNA. Its product is annotated as lectin subunit alpha-like. Bases 214 to 903 code for a protein of 229 amino acids. NCBI's taxonomy places the organism in Eukaryota, Metazoa, Arthropoda, Insecta, Diptera, Calliphoridae. The record is from RefSeq and is a predicted model, not a curated record. The transcript is spliced from 3 exons.
UUCCAGUUUCUUUUGAUAAACAAGAGAAUUUAUACAAAUUUAAUAUAAGAAUAGAAUGGAAGAAGUCAAUACGAUUAACAAGACCUUAUAUAGCAGCUACCCGUAAGAUAGGUUGUUUGCACUCUCACGGAACCAUCUCUAUUUUCCACAAAUCAUGCAAGACAACUUGAUUUUAUAAAAUCAUUAUAUUCAGUUACUUAACGAAUUCAAACAAUGAAACAUCUACAGAAUAUAAGAAAUCUGUCAAUUUUUGCUUUAAUUGCUUUUUUCUCUCUGGUGAAAAGUGCACCAGAAUGGGCCACAACCGAGGAUGGUUCAAAAUAUUUAAUCGAAAACAAAUAUGAGUAUUCCUGGUUGGAGGCUUUACAUGAAUGUGCCAAAAGAAAUUUAUCUCUAGCAAAAAUAGAUACUGCCGAUAAAAAUUAUUAUUUAGUAAAAUUAUUAAAAAAUCGUUUUGGCAUUGGACUUGAUCUAUGGAUUGGUGCUACCGCCUCUACGGCUGAACAUUCAAAGCGUAAAUUUGUCUGGGUUUCGAAUGGUAAAACAUUUAAUUUUGCCAACUGGGAAGAAGGAGAACCCAACAAUUUAGGUGGUAAUCAACCCUGUGUUCAUACAUGGUCAAAAACAAAUAAUUUCACCUGGGCCGAUGGUCAAGAGCAUUUGAAAUAUGGUUACAUUUGUGAAGAAACUUUCAUUUCUCACUACCGCCAGGAAAUGGAAAAGAAACGUCACUCGAUUAAUGAAAUCGCAGAACAAUUGUUAUUGUAUUUUAAAGAAAAACAAAAACACAUCGAAGAGAUAAAUCACGCCCAAGAGAUACUAAUAAAGCAGAUAAAUAUUGAAUUAGAGGAAAAGUUAGAACAGGCUAAAAAACUAAUUGAUAGUAUUUUAGAUGUAAAUUAAAUAUAUUUAAGUCCAUUCACACUCUACAACCAGUUAUGGUUAAACAAGUAGAUAUUUAGAAGGUUUCAAUAAUUUUUAUAUGAAAACUGUCAAUUAUUCUAAACUCUCAAAUAAUUAAAACAUACAUUGAGAAAAUGUUACAUUUAAUUAAUUGAAUGUAAUUGUUAAUUAAAAUAUAAUAUAU